AUGGCCGAAUAGAGGAAGACCUUCCGGCCGGUGGGAGGGGGGGGAGAGAGAGGGCUAAAGGCGGGGGUGUCCUGUCCUGUUGCUGAGGCCGCCAGUGAAAGAAAGGAAAAGGGGGCUCUUGUUGAAGGGGACGGGGCGGCCCGGCCUGGAGGACCUUCGGCCCGGCUUCGAGCGGGAAUCGGCGCGCUGAGGGGCGCCAGGCGCCAUGUCCAUGGAGGACCCCUUCUUUGUGGUGAAAGGGGAAGUUCAGAAGGCAGUGAACACUGCCCAGGGGCUGUUCCAGAGAUGGACAGAGCUUCUGCAAGAUCCUUCUACAGCUACGAGAGAAGAAAUUGACUGGACCACGAAUGAGCUAAGGAACAACUUAAGGAGCAUUGAGUGGGAUCUUGAAGACUUAGAUGAAACUAUUAGCAUUGUUGAAGCAAAUCCUCGAAAAUUCAACCUUGAUGCAACAGAACUGGGUGUAAGAAAAGCCUUCAUCACGAGUACACGGCAGGUGGUCAGGGAUAUGAAGGAUCAGAUGUCAAAUACUUCUGUUCAAGCACUGACUGAAAGGAAGAAUAGGCAGGUACUUCUGGGAGAAAGUGGAAGUCAAAGCUGGAGUUCUGGAACUGAUAAGUAUGGCCGUUUGGAUCGAGAAAUGCAGUCUGUGAACUCACACUUCAUUGAGGAGCAGCAGGCACAACAGCAGUUAAUCAUUGAGCAGCAGGAUGAACAGUUGGAACUGGUCUCUGGUAGCAUUGGGGUGUUAAAGAACAUGUCCCAGCGCAUUGGAGGGGAGCUGGAUGAACAGGCAGUUAUGUUAGAUGACUUCGCUCAUGAGAUGGAUAACACCCAGUCGCGGCUAGAUAAUGUGAUGAAGAAGCUUGCAAAAGUAUCUCAUAUGACCAGUGAUCGCCGGCAGUGGUGUGCAAUAAUUGUUCUUUUUGUUAUCCUCCUGGUGGUGCUUAUCCUGUUUUUUGUGCUGUGACGGAAUGGAGCUCAGAUACUUCUCCUAGCUCCCUUCUUGAUGGAAUCUCAGACACUGUUUCUAUUCACCGCAGAGGAUUCCUGCCACAGAAAGCCUGUUAUGAGAGCUUUGAUACGGUGGAUACUGCUCUUCUGUGGAUGGCCACCAGUGCCGUGACUCUGUAUCUAUCAUGGAUCUUCUGUUCAUAAUCCUCAUCAUGUUUUCAGAGGGGGAAAAAUGGAAGGCUAACAAGUGUCCAAGCUCUACUGUCAAGCAGUUCCUGUGGGUUUGGGACAUCUAUGAUUUUUUGUGUGUGCUCCUCUACAAGGCAGGUGGUUUAGAAUGAAAGAGACUAUUGUCUGGUCAUGUUUCCGUCCAACAAUAGGUAUGGAUGCUUUUCAGAAAGCACUUCAGAUGCCUUUCUUCUGUUUCUCAAGACAAGAUUCUUGGCAGUUAAAGGUCGGAAAACAUCAGGGUGCAUGCAUGUAGAAACAGAUCCCCCUUUCGGGAAACUAGACCAUUGCCCGCAGGACUCCCUUUAAAGGCCAGUUACAUGACGUAGCCGUGAAAAUAUGCGUGGAUCUGUGAAAGUAGCAAAUGGACAGCAAACUAAAUCCAUACUGUGGGUGUUUUAGUUUUCCUUCAGAACACAAUUGUGUAUUCACACCAUAAAAGGUAAAUCACUGUGUGCCUCACUGCUUAAAUACUAGAUACUAGAGGAAGCAGUGUACAUAUGGGGUAGAGGUGCACCUGUGCAUAUUGAAACAAAAUGUAACAGGAAUCUCAGCAUAUCUUGGAAGCAGAUAAAGGCUCAGCAUAUCUUCCCGAGGUCUGGGAAUUUGGCUGGUGGCUUGAUCUCUGCUUUCAUUCAGGGGAGGCAGGGCCAGCUGUAAUAGUCCCAUUCAGAUUGUUGGCAAAAUCUACUGUAUGUGUCUGAACUAUAACCAUAUCAUGUCCUCAAGCAGCUAUAGUUUGAUUCCAGUUUUCAGAGCUUUAACCUGGUUUUACUGCACUGCAAAGUGGAACACUAUUAAGUUUACUGUACCUAAAGUCAAGCUGCUUUGUGUGUGUGUGUGUGUGUGUGUGUGUGUGUGUGUGUGUGUGUGUGUGUGUGUGUGAGAGAGAGAGAGAGAGAGAGAGAGAGAGAGAAAUAUUUCUGGCCUUAUGAAAAGAAAGGCUUACCCAUAGAGAGUUUGCUCCUUGAUAUUUCAUCUGCUUUUUAUUAAUAGCUGCUUCUGUUUGGACAAUGUGUCAGAUCUAACAUAUAACAACAGUUAAUAAGGAAGGUGGUUUCUCCUGACUAGGCUUCAUUCCAUCCUGAGUGUGUGCAAUGAAGAGGCUGCACCUGACUAGAUAAAGGACAUAACAUUGGUUAUCUAGAGGUAUAUUCCCCUUUUCAUGUUUAGGAAGUGUUAAAGAGAACAGUGGAAGAUAGGAGGGCCUGGCGUGCUCUGGUCCAUGGGGUCACGAAGAGUCGGACACGAGUAAACGACUAAACAACAACAAAGAGAACACAAAUUCAUGGGCCAUCACAAAAGAAAAUAGAGGCUACUCUUUCCAUCAUAAUUCCAGUUCCUUGAUAAUGGAAUAAUUUAGCUAUUUCAGUUUUAAUCUUUUGAUGUGAAUAUCAUUUUGAUAGUGCAAUGGCAUUAUUAUGGACUAGUAAAUGGGGAAGAUAAUAUUCAGGGACACUCAUGAACUGGAGCCCUGUUAAAAUCAUGAAGAAUGUCCCAGAGGCUUUCUUUGUAUUACACAGGCAACUUGCCCUGAUCUCUUUUGGAAACCAGCUGUUAACAGUGAUGCAGUUAAGAGAAUUUUAAACUCAGAUUUAACAAUGAUGCAGCGAGAGAAUUUUGAAAGAAAGUCUGAGGGGACAGGGUAUGUUCUGAUGUUAAUGUGUACUAUUUCAUUGACUCCAAAGAGUGAUACUGUAUUUUUCGCUCCAUAAGACGUACCUCUCCAUAAGAUGUACUUCAUUUUUAGGGGAGGAAAACAGGA
This is a messenger RNA of Pogona vitticeps (central bearded dragon), 2947 nucleotides long. It is a transcript of the gene STX6, whose product is annotated as syntaxin 6. Gene Ontology annotation, biological process: Golgi vesicle transport; retrograde transport, endosome to Golgi; intracellular protein transport. Gene Ontology annotation, molecular function: SNAP receptor activity; SNARE binding. NCBI's taxonomy places the organism in Eukaryota, Metazoa, Chordata, Lepidosauria, Squamata, Agamidae. Gene Ontology annotation, cellular component: synaptic vesicle membrane; SNARE complex; endomembrane system. The record is from RefSeq and is a predicted model, not a curated record.